AAUGAUCUGUGUCUACUAUCUAUUUGAGAAACGUCAGUUUUAAGCCAUGUUUUUUAUACGUACAAACAAAGAUUGCUAUAAUAGAUACUACUGAAAUUUAUAACAUUUUCAUGUUACGGUGCUCUACCCUUUGUGUAUUACUGUUUAAUUGAAUUGUAUGUAGUGGUAAUACCUUUGAUUGAAUCCAUUAUUAUUUUGAGAUCAAGCUCAUUGCUACUAAAUUGUGCUGAUUUAAAUCAGUUUAUGUAUUCAUUGCCUACAAUAUUUUUGUAUUUAUACGUACAUAAACAAACUAAUAAGAUCUGAGCAAGUUUCAAAGACAAAUUAAAAAUGACUACGGCCGCAAGGCCAACGUUUGAUCCUGCUCGCGGUGGGCAAGGCCGUGGUGAAAAAGAUUUAAGUGCUAUAUCACGACAGUAUUCUAGUCGAGAUUUACCAGGCCAUACAAAACUUAAGUACAGGGAGCAGGGACAAAGCACAACAGACGAACUUCGUUCAAGAGAUUUCCGUAAAGAAUUAGAUGAGAGAGAAAAGGAGGUUAAGGCUCCAGCUAGACGUCAAAAUGAGCCACCCGCAAAGAAGACAAAAGCAGAUCAAGUUCCUGCUGCUAGUUUAGAUGCUGAUGACCCUCUAGAAGGAGACUCAUCCGAUUCAGAUGACUCAGACGAUGACACUGCUGCCUUAUUGGCUGAGCUAAACAAAAUAAAGAAAGAGCGAGCUAUAGAGCAAGCUAAGAAGGAUGCUGAAAAGAAACAAGAAGAAGAAAGAAUCCGAAUGGAAAAUAUUCUGUCAGGAAAUCCGUUGUUAAAUUAUUCGGCAGCAGGUCAAAAAAAUGAUCUGAAGGUAAAACGGCGGUGGGAUGACGACGUGGUGUUCAAAAACUGCGCCCGAUCCGAACCGGAAAAGAAGGCUAACACCUUUAUAAACGAUUCCCUCAGAUCAGAGUUUCACAAAAAGUUUAUGGAAAAAUAUGUUAAGUAAUUUGAAGAGUAAUUUUAAUUAAUGUAAAAGGCUAAUAAACUUUUUUACUCUUU
This is a messenger RNA of Zerene cesonia (dogface butterfly), 1034 nucleotides long. It is a transcript of the gene c12.1, whose product is annotated as protein CWC15 homolog A. NCBI's taxonomy places the organism in Eukaryota, Metazoa, Arthropoda, Insecta, Lepidoptera, Pieridae. The record is from RefSeq and is a predicted model, not a curated record. Gene Ontology annotation, molecular function: RNA binding. The coding region runs from base 331 to 981 and encodes 216 amino acids. The transcript has 4 exons. Gene Ontology annotation, biological process: mRNA cis splicing, via spliceosome. Gene Ontology annotation, cellular component: catalytic step 2 spliceosome.